This is a messenger RNA of Aureobasidium melanogenum CBS 110374, 1167 nucleotides long. RefSeq lists its product as uncharacterized. The annotation marks the transcript as partial. The record is from RefSeq and is a predicted model, not a curated record. Lineage: Eukaryota; Fungi; Ascomycota; Dothideomycetes; Dothideales; Saccotheciaceae. Gene Ontology annotation, molecular function: protein binding; ubiquitin protein ligase activity. The transcript is spliced from 2 exons. Gene Ontology annotation, cellular component: cytoplasm; GID complex; nucleus. Gene Ontology annotation, biological process: proteasome-mediated ubiquitin-dependent protein catabolic process.
CACAGCGAACAGGACCAACCCCUUCUACGAGUGCCCUUCGAACUGACACGCAAGAAUUUCGCUCAGGCACGACGACACAUCGAGAAGACGUCGGCCGAGACCCUUGCCGCUCUCAACGCUGCUGCUACCGCUGCUCCAUCAGCCACUCCCGACCACACUCUAGCCUCGAUCGACGCCAUGAUAGCCAAAGCUCAGACUCUCAAGCGCAAGUUGGAAGCUCUUCAUGCCGAAGAAGACAUGCUGCAUCGCCACCAGCGAGCCCGCAUCAACCACCUACAAGACCUGCACGACAUCCCCAACCUCGCCGACGUCAAAUACGACGACUGGAGCAAAGUCCGUCUGGAUCGCAUGCUGGUCGACUAUCUGUUGCGGCAGGGUUAUGUUCAGAGCGCCAGUCAGUUGGCCAAGGAAAAGAAGAUAGAAGACCUGGUCGACGUCCAAGCCUUUGUUGAAUCUAGUCGCAUAGAACAUAGCCUGCAGAACGGCCGUACCCAGGAAUGCCUGGCCUGGUGUUCAGAGAAUAAGCAGACCCUGAAGAAGAUCAACAGCAACCUGGAGCUCGAGUUACGCUUGCAGCAAUUCAUUGAGCUUGUCAGGAGUGGAGACCCGCAGAAGCUGAUCGAGGCCACCCUGCACGCAAGGAAGCAUCUAGGCACACACCAGAAUGAUUCAUACGGUCUGCGUGCCGGAGGCCUGCUUGCUAAUCCUCCGAAUACCAUGACAGAGCCUUAUAAGACCAUGUACUCAGCCGCUCGCUGGCAACAACUCUCUGAGCUCUUUGUCAAGACACACCACGAAAUCUUCUCGCUGCCGCCACGACCUCUACUCCACACUGCUCUGUCUGCCGGCCUCAGCGCUCUGAAGACGCCGGCCUGUCACUCACAUUACGCUUCCUCUUCAUCAAAUGCUUCCUCAUCAACCACACCCGUCUGUCCUAUUUGUUCGACCGAGCUCAAUGAACUCGCUCGUACCGUUCCCUACGCCCACCACAGCAAAAGCUAUGUCGAAGACGAUCCAGUCAUGCUGCCUAACGGCCGCAUCUAUGGCAGAGGCAGACUCAUGGCGCUGAACGAAAAAAUCGGCACUGCCGAAGGCAAAGUCAGAGACCCCACCGACCUCUCCCAAGAGUUUGAUGAGGGUGACAUCAAGAAGGUCUACAUAUCAUAA